Molecule: messenger RNA, 3177 nt
Organism: Carica papaya (papaya)
Lineage: Eukaryota; Viridiplantae; Streptophyta; Magnoliopsida; Brassicales; Caricaceae
Product: Outer arm dynein light chain 1 protein
Cellular component (GO): cytoplasm
Molecular function (GO): protein binding
Source: RefSeq, a predicted model, not a curated record
GGAACAAGAUGCGUUCUUUUCUCUAAUCUACUCUUUCCUUCCACAUUCCUCCGCUGUAUUUUGUGGACAACAAAUUUCUUACCUUUUUUUUUUUUUGAAAGUUUCGUGAAACAAUUAACCAAAAAAUAAAUAAAAUCAGCCACCCAAAUUCCAAGAAUCAGAAUCCUAAACCAUAUUUUACUACCCACUACGAUUUUUCUUUCCUCUUAUACAUAUUCCCUUCAUAAAACAGAUUCUUUGUUUUUAUUAUUUAUUAUUAUUUUUUGUUAAAGUUCUGAAAUUUGCAUGCGAUGCAAAUCAAACCCAAUAAGAAAAGGAUUAGGGUUAGCGUUUAAGCCUGGUCAUCUCGCCGUUGGUUCAAAGCUUUUGUAUUUUUACAUAUAAAAAUUUCAUAAAAGUCCGCCUAGCUUGCUCAAUAGUUACCUCAAACUCAAUCUGGCUACAGACAGGCCAGAAUCUCUUAUGCAUGUUUGCAAUUGGGUUCACUUAAUUGGAAAAGUUUUUCCACUCUGGCAGCUACAGCAAAGUCAAACUCUUCUCGCACCUCUAAGAGGGUGUGGGGUGACAACGAGGGAGUGAUUGCACUUUGUGUUUUGAGAAGAUCGAGAUCAUCACACAUUUGGAGGUUGUGCCGUGUUUCAGAGGGUCUGUCACUUGACUAUGGCUAAGGACAAUGUUGUGUGAAAACCCUGGAAGCUUGAUGGUAUCUUGUCCUUACGUGUUAACCGAGUCUUUGUUUCAGGCUUCUGGACCUUGAUGUGAAGAAUUGUUUAUCCCGCUUACUCUUUGUUUCUUUUUUUUGGCAUAACAUAAAAAAUAGCUUGUGUGGAUGUAGCUCUGGUCUGCAUUAGCACAAUGGUUAGGUUUUCAUGCUUCAAUGGUCAUAUCCACUGCCACAAACCAAAGAAAACUGUCCAACAUUCUGUUGAAGCCAUGCAAAAAACUUCUGAAGAUUUUUCUCAAGUUCAAGACCCUAAGAGCUUGAACUCAUCCUUCCUCAAGGCUGGAGAUUCUCAGAUCGGUUACGCUGCAAAGCUUGCAAGUUUAGAUUCUGUUCAGCAUGGCUGGAAAUCCGAGGAAAUAAAAGGCAAAUUCUAUUUGGAGGGUGACAUUGGGGUUAAUCAAAUAACAUGCAUCAAGAAAAGUCAGUCCCUGGGAAGUGAACUAUAUCGGGAAGGGAAAGCUCCUCGUGAAAAUGAUGUGGACAAUGUGACAGAUCAAGGAUUUUCUUCCGAGUCUAAUGAGCAAAAUGACAGAUCAAGAAUUUGCUUGGAUGGCAGCAAGUAUCCAGGGGAGAGUCCAUCUACUCAGUAUCAAAUGGUUCCAACCUUAGAAUCUGGUUUUGAUUUAAGUCCUGACCGAGUAAAUAAUGAAUGUAUUUUCUCAGUUGGAGAUGCUCAACAUUCUGAAAAGGAAAGCUGUCAGUAUUCUGAUUCUCCAUUAGCUGGUGACCAUGCAAAUGACCCUGGGAACCAUGCACCUCAUACUCGAUCAGUGAUGGUGAAAUCAUGUUCUAUGCCAAAUAUUGUUGAUACUGUACCUGGUUCUCAAGGACCAUCUUGUUUUUCUUACCUGUCACCUAAGGCAAGAUCUGCUGAUGAUCUUCAUGUUCUAGACCUGCACCGGAGGGAGAACUCAGUUCAUGAAAUUGAGAUAGAGGUGAGGCAAAAACAAGGAAGAGGUGAUAUCAUACCUAACUCUGGAAAAAAUCAUUUUGAAAAUUUUAUAGAUGAUGGUUAUGAUCCUUAUGAUUACUCAGCUUUAGUUAAAGACUGGAUCGUGCCAGUUUCAGAAGAAAUAGGCUCUGGAAAAAAUCAAGGAGAGUCUUCAUUCCAGAAGGGGGAUGAAUUGUCUAGCAAGGACUUCAAGAUUAAGAGAAUAGAGGAGUGGGUUAAUGAUCUUCAACAUUGCACUGCGCUGGUGGAAACAACUGAAUUACCAGAUGAAAAUGUUCAGGUUAAGCGAGAACCCAUUGUCUUGAAUGGUUCCACCACUACUAAAGGGGAUAUGAAGACAACUCCUGGUAUGGAAGCUGCCAAAAAGUAUAUAUCUUCUUUGAGUGCCUCAGCCUCCAUAGCGCAGCUUGCCAAUCAUGGCUUGGUUGUGAUCCCUUUCCUCAGUGCUUUUGUAAGCCUGAGGGUGCUCAAUCUAUCAGGAAACUCCAUAGCAAGAAUAACUGCUGGUGCUCUUCCUCGAGGCUUACACAUGUUGAACCUGUCAAAAAACAAUAUAUCCACCAUUGAGGGUUUACGUGAACUGACUCGACUUCGUGUAUUGGACCUGAGCUACAACCGAAUUUUUAGAAUCGGUCAUGGUUUGGCUUCUUGUUCAUCUCUGAAGGAGUUAUACUUGGCUGGAAACAAAAUUAGCGAAGUAGAGGGCCUUCAUCGUCUUUUAAAAUUGGCUGUUCUUGAUCUACGUUUCAACAAAAUCUCUACCGCAAAAUGUCUAGGUCAACUUGCUGCAAACUACAACUCCCUGCAGGCCAUCAGCUUGGAAGGAAACCCAGCCCAGAAGAAUGUUGGAGAUGAGCAACUGAAGAAGUAUUUACAGGGACUCCUUCCCCAUCUGACUUACUAUAACCGGCAGCCCAUUAAAACCAACACCCUGAAGGAUGUGACAGAGCGAUCUGUUCGGCUAGGCAUCAGCAGCCAUCAGUUUGAUCGCAGCCUUAGGUCAGAAAUCAAGGCUGCAAGGAAAAGUAGCUAUGGUGUGGCUGUCCGCAGACCAUCACCAUCUUCUGCAACUCAUGGUCGUAAAACCCAGGCGUUGGAUUUCCCAAAAAGGUCCAAGGGCAGGCAUGGACAUGGGCGCCUUCCUCCUAGUGGAAAUAGAGCAACUGCUGAUCACCACCACCACUAUUUUGACUUCAGUAGCAAAAUCCAGAACUUGAGGUCAGAGCUAUCCAUUCGCAGGAGCCGAAGUGAGGGAACUUUGGGGGCACCCUGAGAUGAUUUGAUUUGCUUUAUGCAGUUUGGUUUAUUCUGGUUUAGUAGUUGGUUUUCUUUGGCAAUAACAAUAAUUUGUUUUUUUUGGUUUUGUUGAAGUAGAUUCCCAGACUAGUAUCUCUUUGAUUUCUUUUUUCGUUGUGUUGUCUGCAGUAUGCUUAUCCUCCAUGGUGUUAUUGGAAAACAAUUGUAAGCCAAUGUGGAAUAAAUCCUUUUGAAGCUUCUCUAA